GCUGAUAUAAUACUUGAUUAUUAUUUUUCAAGUCUAGAUAAUCCGAUAAAUAUGGGCCAACUCACAGAAGGUAAAGUACUGACUUGGGAAGAAAUAAAAAAAAUAAAGGACUACGUUCGUGAGCAUGGAAUAAUUCAAUUUAUCAAUUUGUACAAAAGAUGCAAGGACAAACAAGAUAAUGACUUCAAAUGGGGCGAUGAGAUUGAAUACACAAUAGUUAAAUUUGACGACUUGGAAAAAUCGGCAAAAUUAAAUUUAAUAUCCCACAAACUGAUUGUUGAAUUAAACAAAAAAGAAAAUGAGUCUCCUGAGUCAGUGGAGUGUCUCUGGAGGCCAGAGUUCAGUUCUUAUCAAAUAGAAUCAACUCCGGGAAAACCGUUCGGUGCAUCAUUAAAAGAUUUCAAUAAUGUUGAGGCAAAUAUGUUGAAUCGUCGAGUCGAGGCGAUGGAAUUUCUCAAGCCUGGAGAAAGGCUAAUAACAAUAACUUCAUUCCCAAGAUUGGGCUGUUCCAAUUCUAGCGAGCCUCCUGGCAAGCCAACGCCUCACUCUGGGCUCAUCAGAAGUUUGUUUGUCCAAGAAGGAACUCUUUUUCAGGGCCACAAAAGGUGGCAUGCAAUUACCGAGAAUGUAGAGCUCCGUCGAGGAGAAAAAAUAGAAAUUAAUGUUCCAAUUUUCCAAGACAAAAAUGUCCCAAAGCCAUUCAGAGAAGAUUUUGGGCCUCUGGGUGAUGACGGAGAAGCUCAGAGACUUGCCAAGGACGACCAUGUCUACAUGGACUCUACAGGAUUCGGAAUGGGAGGCUGUUGCUUGCAAGCAACGCUGCUUGGUAGAGAUCUCACAGAAGCCCAGGUCUUAUAUGAUCAACUGACAAUAUUCUGUCCUGUGAUGGUAGCACUUACGGCAGCAGCUCCCAUAUUUCGCGGUUAUCUUACUGAGGUUGAUAACCGAUGGAUACCGUCGCUUGGAGCGACUGAUGACAGAACGCGAGGAGAACGAGGUCUGGAGCCUCUGAAGCCUCGAGAGCUGUUGAUGAGAACUGGAAGAAACGGAUCCGUCGAGUGGUACCUCAGUGAAGAAGGCCAGCGGUACAACGAUCUUCCUCUGAGUUACGACGACAAGUGGGUGAACCUGAUGAUGAAAAAUGGAGUCGGAAAAGCUCUUGCUCAGCAUGUUGCUCAUCUGAUGUCGAGAGACCCAGUGUCAAUUUUGUCGACCCAGAUUUACGUAGACGACCAAACUGAAACAACCUGUUUUGAAAAUAUCCAAGGAUCGACUUGGAGAUCGAUGAGAUUCAAGCCACCACCGAGUAAUUCGGAUAUCGGGUGGAGGGUCGAGUUCCGUCCGAUGGACAUCCAGAUGACGGACUUUGAAAACGCAGCUGCGUGCUGCUUUGUAAUUUUGCUGGCCAAGAUAGUUCUUCAUUUUAAUUUAAAUGUCUUGAUUCCGCUGAGCAAGGUCGAGGACAACAUGAUGAGGUCGCAGAAACGGGACGCUGUCAAUAAGGAGAAGUUGUGGUUCCGUAAAGACAUAACGUCCCAUGCAACAGAUCAACCGAUUGAUCAAGAGUACGAUGAGUUUACGGUUGAUGAAAUUAUAAAUGGAAAACAAGGCUUUGUAGGCAUCAUACCGCUGAUUAAUUCUUAUGUUGAUGAUAUGAAGGUCGACGCUGAGACUCGGAGGACCAUUGACCAGUUCUUGAAUCUUUUUAGCAAGCGAGCCAAGGGAGAACUUCUGACCGACGCUGCGUGGAUGCGGAAGCAAGUUCUCACUCAUCCAGAGUACAAACACGACGCUGUUGUUUCCGAGCGUAUUAACUAUGAUCUGCUGAAAAAAAUCGAUCUGAUCGCUCGUGGCCAUCAGACAUGUCCAGAUUUAUUUGGGUCUCAUGCUCUCAAAAAAUUACCCUAA
Messenger RNA from Cotesia congregata, 1908 nucleotides. The record is from the annotation of a GenBank genome assembly. Lineage: Eukaryota; Metazoa; Arthropoda; Insecta; Hymenoptera; Braconidae.